Messenger RNA from Tachysurus vachellii, 5985 nucleotides. It is a transcript of the gene glg1b, whose product is annotated as golgi glycoprotein 1b. NCBI's taxonomy places the organism in Eukaryota, Metazoa, Chordata, Actinopteri, Siluriformes, Bagridae. Gene Ontology annotation, cellular component: Golgi membrane. Bases 33 to 3458 code for a protein of 1141 amino acids. The record is from RefSeq and is a predicted model, not a curated record. The transcript has 26 exons. Gene Ontology annotation, molecular function: fibroblast growth factor binding.
UCGCGCAGCUGCGCCUGAGCUGUUAGAGGAAGAUGGCGGCGGCGGGCAGCAGACGAGCUCCGUUUCUCCUGCUGUUCAUCACGUCCCAGUGCUUCUGCGUGUUUGUGGCGCACGGGUUAAAACCGGUGGCGAAUGGUAACCUUCAUCCUCCUCCUCCUCCGGUGGUGGUGGUGCCCGUGAACCGGCAGAUGAAGCUCGGAGGUGCUGCGGCGGCGGCGGUCUCCCAGGCGAGGAGGGCGAUCAGCUGGAAGCUGGCAGAAGAGGAGGCCUGCAGAGACGACGUGAGCCGCCUGUGUCCUAAACACACCUGGAGCAACAACCUGGCUGUGCUGGAGUGCUUACAGGACAGGAAUGAGGAAACGGAGAUCGCGUCCGACUGCAACCACUUGCUGUGGAACUAUAAACUGAACCUGACCACCGAUCCCAAGUUCGAGUCGGUAGCAGCUGAAGUGUGUAAAAGUACAAUAUCUGAGAUUAAAGAAUGUGCAGUUGAAGAGAGAGGUAAAGGUUAUAUAGUGUCCUGCCUGGUGGAUCACCGUAGCAACAUCACGGAGUACCAGUGCAAUCAGUACAUCACCAAGAUGACCAGCAUCAUCUUCAGUGACUAUCGGCUCAUAUGCGGAUUCAUGGACAAGUGUCGAGACGAUAUCAACACGCUGCACUGUGGAAGCAUCACCACUGGGGAGAAAGACUUGCACUCUCAAGGUGAAGUCAUCGCAUGUCUGGAAAAAGCUUUGGUUCGAGAAGCAGAGCUGCAAGACAAAGUUCACCAAAUCCGAGACGACUGCAAGAAGGCCAUCAUGCGAGUGGCCGAGCUCUCGUCUGACGACUUCCACUUGGACCGAUACCUCUACUUUUCCUGUCGGGAUGAUCGAGAGCGAUUCUGUGAAAAUACCCAGGUUGGAGAAGGCAGGGUUUACAAAUGUCUCUUUAACCACAAAUUUGAGGAGUCCAUGUCUGAAAAGUGCAGAAACGCCCUGACCACUAGGCAGAAGCUGAUCGCUCAGGACUAUAAGGUCAGUUACUCUCUGGCGAAAUCGUGCAAGGCCGAUCUCCGCAAAUAUCGCUGCAGCCUGGACGCCAACAUGCCCCGCGCCCGAGAGGCCAGACUGUCCUACUUGCUCCUUUGCCUGGAGUCUGCAGUGCACAGAGGACGCACAGUGAGUGGAGACUGUCAGGGCGAGAUGCUGGACUACAGGCACAUGCUGAUGGAGGAUUUCUCCCUGAGCCCAGAGAUUGUGCUGCACUGCCGGGGUGAGAUCGAGGCUCACUGCUCCGGCCUGCACCGCAAAGGAAGAACCCUGCACUGUCUCAUGAGGGUGGGCCGAGGAGACAAGGGGCCGAUGGACAGCCACUGCCAGAGCGCACUCCAGGCACUCAUCCAGUCUGCUGACCCUGGUGCUGAUUACCGCAUUGACAGGGCUCUCAAUGAAGCGUGCGAGUCUGUAAUACAGACAGCUUGCAAACACAUUCGCAGCGGAGAUCCUAUGAUCCUCUCAUGUCUAAUGGAGCAUCUCUACACAGAGAAGAUGGUAGAUGACUGUGAGCACAGGCUGCUGGAGCUGCAAUACUUUAUCUCUAGAGACUGGAAGCUCGACCCUGUUUUGUACCGGAAGUGCCAGAACGACGCGUCCCGGCUCUGUCACACACACGGCUGGAACGAGACGAGCGAGAUGAUGCCCCCAGGCGCCGUGUUUUCCUGCCUCUAUCGUCACGCUUACCGUACAGAAGAACAAGGCAGACGGCUCACUAGGGAGUGUAAAGUGGAAGUCCAGAGGAUCUUGCAUCAGAGGGCUUUGGAUGUGAAGCUGGACCCAGAACUCCAGAAACGCUGCAUGACGGACCUGGGAAAGUGGUGCAGCGAGAAGACGGAUACAGGACAGGAACUGGAGUGUCUACAAGAACAUCUGGAUGAUCUGAUGGGAGACUGCAGGGACGUGGUGGGAAACCUGACCGAGCUCGAGUCUGAGGACAUCCAGAUCGAAGCUCUGUUGAUCCGAGCGUGCGAACCCGUCAUCCAGACCCACUGCCACGACGUGGCUGAUAAUCAGCUAGACACGGGGGAUCUGAUGGAGUGCCUGGUGCAGAACAAACAUCAGAAGGAGAUGAACGAUAAGUGCGCCGUCGGAGUGACGCACUUCCAGCUGCUUCAGAUGAAGGACUUUCGCUUCUCCUAUAAGUUCAAGAUGGCCUGCAAAGAGGACGUCCUCAAACUGUGUCCGAACAUUAAAAAGAAAGGUGAUGUAGUGAUCUGUUUGAGCACCACAGUGAGGAAUGACACUCUACAGGACGUGAAGGAGCAGCGUGUGUCCCUAAAGUGUCGCAAACAGCUGAGAGUGGAAGAGCUGGAAAUGUCUGAGGACGUUCGUCUGGAGCCCGAGCUGCACAGCGCAUGUAAGAAGGAUAUCGAGAGGUUUUGCUCUUCUGUUUCAUUCGGCAACGCUCAGGUCACUGAGUGUUUAAAGGAUAAUAAACAGCUGCUGUCUCACACAUGCCAUCAGAAAGUGUUUAAGCUCCAGGAGAUGGAGAUGAUGGACCCUGAGCUGGACUACCAGCUGAUGAGAGUGUGCAAGCAGAUGAUUAAGCGUUUUUGUACCGAGUCCGACGCCAAGAACAUGCUGCAGUGUCUGAAACAGAACAAGAACAGUGAGCUGAUGGACCCCAAAUGUAAGCAGAUGAUCACCAAGAGGCAGAUCACUCAGAGCACAGACUACAGGCUUAAUCCCGUGCUGCGGAAGGCCUGUAAAGCUGAUAUUCCCAAAUUUUGUCAGAGCAUCCUGAACAAGGCCACGGAUGACAGCGAACUGGAGGGUCAGGUCAUUUCCUGUCUCAAGCUCAAGUAUGCUGACCAGCGUCUGUCUUCAGACUGUGAGGAUCAGAUCAGUGUGAUCCUUCAGGAGUCAGCGCUUGAUUACAGACUGGAUCCUCAGCUUCAGCUUCACUGCAGAAAGGAGAUCACGGACUUGUGUGCAGAAGAAGCCGCUGCACAAGAACAAACAGGCCAAGUGGAGGAAUGUCUGAAGACCAACCUGCUGAAGCUCAAACAUGACGUUUGCAGAAAGGAGGUCUUAAACAUGCUCAAAGAGAGCAAAGCAGACAUUUUCGUGGAUCCAGUCUUACACACGGCCUGUGCCUUGGACCUGAAGCACCAGUGCGCUGCGAUCCCCCCGGGUCGAGGCCGGCAGAUGUCUUGUUUGAUGGAGGCUCUCCAGGACAAGCGGGUCAGACUGCAACCCGAGUGUAAGAAGAGACUGCAGGACCGGAUAGAUAUGUGGAGCUACGCAGCCAAGGUGGCCCCAGCUGAAGGUUUUUCAGAUCUGGCUUUCCAAGUGAUUUCGUCACCUUCCAAGAAUUAUAUCCUGCUGGUGAUCGCUCUGGCCGUGUGCGUCCUCUUCCUGGUGGGACUGCUGUGUGGACGAAUCACUAAACACGUGACCAGGGAACUGAAGGAUAGGUAGAGCCUGGAUCCUGAGCUGGAUCCUCAGUCUGGUUCUAGAAAGAAAAAAUGAUUAAAAAAAAAAGAAGAAGAAGAAGAAGGGUAAAAGAGGCCUAGACGUGUUUUGACCACUUAUCCACUGUUCUAAUCCUGACCCGAGUGUCCUGCUUUACCAUCCUUGAUUUGGGACGCUGUAAGUAACCUGGUGUUUGUUGGGUCAGAACCAUGUCCCAGGCUCAUUCUGCUCUGUGCUGCCCCCUGCUGUGAAAGUCCCAGAAUACACAUAUGAAAAGUCUGCAGACUCGAGCAUUCUGGGACACUAAUCUAUCUCUGCUGUCUAUUUUUUCCUUUUUUUUUUUUUUUCCUCUCCUAAUUUUGAUCGAUUGUUUUAUCGAAAGCUUGAUCGACUUACUGUGCAAACAACACGCCGCGACGGCGACACGUUUCGCAAACUAUUCACUUUUAUCUCCGUUGCAUAACGAUACGUUUUUCUAGGUUUUAGUUGGUUUGGUUUUACACUCAGACACACAGCCAUACAGCUUCAUUUAAAAAACAAUAGUAUUUAAAUGUCACCGGAUCCGAGGAUUUGGGUGAACAUGCCGAUCGAAGAUAUUUGAAAGGAUUGAAUAACCUAUGGAGAAACUUUAUAACUUAUAACAUUGGUCCUUUUUUUUCUCUCUCUGUUAAGGCCUUGAUUGAAUUUUUUCAUUUGACCGAAUUGUGCCCGGAUUUCCUGCAGUCCGUCCUAAACGAGGCUAAAUGAGUUAAACAGUGAGCAUGUUUUUUUUUUUCCCCUCUUAUUCACACGAUACAGCACAGAGUUUAUAAAAAUGUGCUUCAUUUCUCUGCAUAAUUCAUAAAAAAUGUCCUUUCAUGGUUUUUUUUUUUGAGAAUCCUGAGAACUGCUGUCUAUAUUUAAGACCCCUGUGUGGACAAAUCCUUACAGAUUCAGACGAAUGUCAUCAUUAAGGUUAUAGAUGAUGAACAUUUCUCACAGUGUUUUACGUAUUAUAGAAACUCUGACGGAAAAGUUCAGAUUUGUCUUUGUUUAACGUCCACGCUUUCUCUCUUGAAUAUCUGUGAACAAAAAAAAAAGGUUGUGUUUUUUUUUUUUUUCUUUUUCUUAUUUUCUGAUAACCAGUAAAGAGGUAAAAAUUUGUCAGCUUUUACGUGUUUUUUAGAGUUUGCUGUAAUGAGUUUGCGUGAGCUCCAUAGAUUUGUGUAAAAGCUGACGUUUUUGUUUUUCUCAUCAAAUCCAUCAGACCGAGUGUCGUCUGCUCCGUCUGAAGGGAUAAGACUCGAGGAAACUGACCUUUUGUACAAAAGACUCAACAUGAUUUACUGCUUUCACAUUUAAACUCAGUUUUCCAGUUUUAUAACUUAAUACAAGUUACAAGCUUUUCACCGCGGUCUCAGACGUUCUGUCAGAUAAACAUCCCACUAAAUUUUGUGACAUCAUUAAAAAAAAAGCUCCAGUUAUCAUUCACUCUGCCUGUCGGGGUCGCUGUAGGGGUCCGGAGCCGAUCCCAGGCACCCUGUGAGUGAGGUGUGAAUACACUCCGACACACACACACACACACCACACACACACACGUUUCUUUGAACUACAAGAGAAAAACCAUGAAAACGUUAAGCAUGCAGCGAUAUAAUGCUACAACACCACUGAUAACUGUGACUGCGAGGGUUAAAUGCGACGCUGCUGGUUUGCAAUCACUUGGUUAACCUUAAUUAGUGAAUUUGUAAAUGGUUUGCACAGAAAGGAAGAACACCGGAGACACGGAGACGCUUGUGCAACGGAUAUUUAAUACCGAGCACCGCAUCCCUUCCUCGAUAAGUCUACAGAAAUCUGCUGAUUUGUAUAAAGCUAACGACGUGAUGAUGAAUAGCAGGAUCUCUGUUAACUCUAUAAAGUAUUUUAAGACACAACACACAUUUAUCUCCUUUUUUUUCCUGGGUUGCUGACACACAGUUUAUUCCUUUUCAUUUCACUUUCUCAUUUAUAUCCUGAUGGAGGUUUAUCGUUGGAUUGGAAAUAACAUUAUGGAAAUAAAUACACGAGGGUUAUUAAUGAGGAGGUUUUUUUUUAAAGCGUUUUCCCUGGGAUUUGGACAACAUUGGUGGUAUUCUGUAAAUAAUAGAGCUAGAUGGUCCCAUUUUGUUGACUUAGUUCGGGUUACGAAGUCUUCUGACUGUACAGGCCUAUAUUUUGUAGAUAAAGGUCAUUGCUAAAUUGUAAAUGUAGGUCAUGAUUGUACGAUAAUGAGGUUUUUUUUUUCUUCUUCUUCUUUCCCAAAACAUUAUCGACAGAACAAACUUUUGGGGAAAAAAAAAAAUCCCAAAGCCGAUUCUCUUAUUUUGUCUUUUACUUGUUUGUAUGUUUUCCUCAAGGUUGUGUAGAUGGACUUGUGACACAGACUUGUGCACUUUUUUUUUCAUGUGUUUAUCUGAAGUGCAAUGAGAGACAGAUUGGAAGCUCUUUUUUCUUUUGUAAUGGACAAAAAUCAUAAGAAAGAAUGUAACCUUAGUAAUAAAAAAUGAAGAAAGGAAAA